Gracilinanus agilis (Agile Gracile Mouse Opossum) is the source of this 2567-nucleotide messenger RNA. RefSeq names its product myotubularin related protein 12 (gene MTMR12). NCBI's taxonomy places the organism in Eukaryota, Metazoa, Chordata, Mammalia, Didelphimorphia, Didelphidae. The record is from RefSeq and is a predicted model, not a curated record. The coding region runs from base 113 to 2344 and encodes 743 amino acids. The transcript is spliced from 16 exons.
GCUUGGUGCUGGUGGCCGUCGCUGCUGAAGGAGCCGGAGCUCUGGAGACGAGUCGCCCCUGCUGUUGCUGCUUCUACUACCCUCGCGGGGCCCAGCUCCCGAGGAAGGCGAGAUGCUGGGGAAAGGGGUGGGCGGCGGCAGCGGCUCCAAGGCGCCCAAGCCCUCCUUCGUAUCCUACGUACGCCCCGAGGAAAUACACACAAAUGAAAAGGAAGUAGCAGAGAAGGAAGUAACUCUUCACUUGUUACCAGGUGAACAACUGCUUUGUGAAGCCAGCACGGUACUUAAGUGUAUCCAGGAUGAUUCAGGUCAGCAUGGAAUCUGUGGGAAACUCGUUUGCACAGACUUCAAGAUUGCCUUCCUUGGAGAGGAAUCUACAUUGGAUGAUAAUGAGCCUCAAUUUAAGAAUAAGGUGAUAGGAGAAAAUGAUAUUACAUUGCACUGUGUUGACCAAAUUUAUGGAGUGUUUGAUGAGAAAAAGAAACCAUUGUUUGGACAAUUAAAGAAAUACCCUGAAAAGCUCAUCAUCCACUGCAAAGAUCUCCGAGUAUUUCACUUCUGUCUGAGGUACACAAAAGAAGAGGAAGUUAAAAGGAUUGUCAGUGGCAUAAUUCAUCAUACCCAGGCUCCUAAACUACUUAAACGAUUGUUUCUAUUUUCCUAUGCAACUGCUAAGCAAAACAGUACAGCCACAGGCCCCCCCCACCAAACUGUGAUGUUUGACACAAUUAAGGACUGGCAUUGGGAACUGGAGCGAACGAAAGGAAACAUAAAAUACAAAGCAGUAAAUGCCAAUGAAGACUAUAAAGUCUGUGAAAAACUGCCAGCCUACUUUGUUGUUCCUGUUUCUCUUCCUGAAGAGGACAUCUUAUGUUUUCAAGGACGAGGUAUACCUAUUUGGUGUUGGUCUUGCCAUAAUGGUUGUGCCCUUCUGAAAAUGUCAGCUUUCCCCAAAGAACAGGAUGAGUCCAAUUUACAAAUACAAAAAGCCUUCUUGGAUGGAAUUUACAAGACAAUCCACAACCCACCUUAUGAAACUUUAAAAACUGAGGACCUAUCAAACAGUUUCAUAUCCCUACAGGAAAUCCAGACCUCAUACUCUAAAUUUAAACAGCUGUUUCUAAUAGACAAUAGUUCUGAAUUUUGGGACACAGACGUGAAAUGGUUUUCAUUAUUGGAAAAUAGCAACUGGCUGGACAUUAUCAGACGCUGUCUGAAAAAAGCAAUAGAAGUAAUUGAAUGUCUGGAAGUACAAAACACAAAUGUUCUUCUCAUAGAGGAGAAUGCAUCUGACCUCUGCUGCAUAAUCUCCUCUCUGGUGCAAGUGAUGAUGGACCCAUACUGUAGAACCAGGUUUGGCUUUCAGAGUCUCAUCCAAAAGGAGUGGAUAAUGGGAGGGCACUGUUUCUUGGAUCGAUGCAACCAUCUACGCCAGAAUGAUAAGGAGGAGGUUCCUGUUUUCCUACUUUUCUUAGACUGUGUUUGGCAGUUGGUACAACAAUAUCCUCCAGCUUUUGAGUUCACGGAGACUUACUUGACUGUUUUGUCAGAUAGCCUGUACAUACCUAUCUUUAGUACUUUCUUCUUCAAUUCACCAUAUCAGAAAGAUGCUAAUGUGGGUAAGGAAAGCCAGGACUCACAAAACAAGCCUUUGAGUCUUCUAACCGUUUGGGAUUGGUCUGUGCAGUUCGAAUCUAAAGCUCAGAUUUUGCUCAACAAUCCUCUUUAUGUGGAAAAGCCAAAACCAGACAGAAACCCAAGGAGAGCACUACAUUUUAAACAUCAGCGACAGCUUUCUCUACCACUUAACCCAAAUAAAUCAUCUCCUAAAAGAGGAUUUUUUGAAACAGACCACUUAAUCAAGAACCUUCUAGGCAAGAGAAUUAGCAAACUAAUUAAUUCUUCUGAUGAACUUCAUGACAAUUUUCGAGAAUUCUAUGAUAACUGGCACAGCAAAAUUGUUGAUUAUCAUGGACUGUUGCUUCCUCACAUAGAAGGUCCAGAAAUCAAAGUUUGGGCCCAACGCUGCCUGCGUUGGAUUCCAGAAGCCCAGAUCCUGGGAGGUGGCCCAGUGGCCAUUAUGAACAAAGUCUUAGAAAUGAUGGAAGAGGUUCAGAGCUUGCAAAAGAAAAUUGAUGAGAAGCACAACAGCCUAAUGACCCCUCCUCUGGAUGGCCUGUCACUGCUAAGGAAGCCUGCCCGCCUGUCCUCUUUGUUUCCCUUUGCUUUGCUCCAGAGGCAUUCCUCCAAGCCAGUCUUGCCCACCAAUAGUUGGAAAACAUUGGGAGAUGAGGAAGACUUGGCCAAACAAGAAGAUGAAUUUGUUGAUCUAGGUGACUUGUGACUUAAUGUUUUUUUUUUUUUUGUCAGUUGCUCAAAAACUGUGGAGAAGGAGAACACCGAAAACUGUCACGGACAUCAUACAUUUUGGUUCUAGGCACUUAAAAUGGAUCAUAGUGUGGCCUAAUACAUUAGCAAAGGGUUUUUGUGGUUUCAGCUAGGUCAUCACUAGCCUAGCGGCCAGGAAAAUGGAUGGUUCUUUGUUUACUGUGGCUAAUGAAAAACUA